Messenger RNA from Dissoconium aciculare CBS 342.82, 2043 nucleotides. RefSeq names its product carbohydrate-binding module family 50 protein. The record is from RefSeq and is a predicted model, not a curated record. The coding region runs from base 1 to 2043 and encodes 680 amino acids. The transcript has 3 exons. NCBI's taxonomy places the organism in Eukaryota, Fungi, Ascomycota, Dothideomycetes, Mycosphaerellales, Dissoconiaceae.
AUGAACGCCAAUGACCCGAAUCCCGUGUCCCUGCGGCCUCGCGCGCGCCGGCUGAUAUCUGGGCUGGACGGCGAUGAUCACGACGACGCGACCGCCUUGACGUCCGGCAGCGGCAUCCCCACCCGGAGACCAUCGCCGUUGCCCUCGACCUUCGACACCCGUCCGGCCUCCCCGAUCCCUGCGGCGCAUCCACAGAGGUCCCCGGGCAGGACCAUCUCCGGCUCCGGUCACGCAGUGGGUGCAUCUCUCGGUCGAGGGAGUUCGGGAAAGCAGAGGAGAGGGGCAGCUGGGGAGGACCAGACAUUCGCGGGGCUCUGGGGCAAUUCGUGGACCACGCUACAGGGCAUCGCAUCGGACCUGCUCGGCAGCGAUCUGGUCGCGCAGCGGGUCAGCGAUCGGCCGAGGAGUCGAAAGCACCUCAGCGUGAUCGAGCGGCAGAGAUCCAGCUCGGGGACUCCACAAUGGGGACAAUCCGGCCCCGUCGGCAGCAUCGGCGUCGGCACCCGAGAGGAGCAGACGGCCGCGUUUCGCACCCAGAAGAAACGCGACAUGCUCACUCGACAGGAGAGCAGCUAUGCCGAUACGCUGGGGAAAUACAAACGGAGGCUGUCCGACGACCUCGAUGGGGUCUCAUCCUCCGUGCCGCCCGCUGGACAUCACGAACACGAGGAUCGCGAUGCGCUCGUCUACCUCCAUGACGUCCGCAAAGAGGACACCCUAGCAGGGAUCGCGUUGCGAUACAACAUCCACGCCAACGCUCUGCGGAAGGCCAACCGCAUGUGGCCGAAUGAUACGGUCCAGACUCGUCAGCACCUGAUCCUCCCCGUGGAUGCGUGCGGUGUCAAAGGCCGACCGGUCAGAGGUCCCGAUUCCAGAAAGGACGAACUGGAGGUGGACUUGCUCGGAUCUGCCGACAGUGAAGACUUGUCGGCGCUGCUCGCCGAGGAAGUCCCGCCUCCCAAACCAUCGCCGUCGCAGCCGGUCGACCUGCUAUCCGAUCGUUCUCGAAACCGCGCCAACUCCACCUCGACACAGCGCACGAUGGGAUCGACUUCAGCGAUGGCUUCGAACGACGCCUCGACGGCUCCACCGCCACCUCCUCCAUGGACACACGACUCAUGGGUCCUCCUCCCCAAUCACCAGAUCCCCACCGAGAUCGUCCGCCUGCCUCGCCGAGCCAUCGCAUAUUUCCCACCCGCCCGACGGAAAAGCAUCUCCUAUUCGGACAACCUGACGACCACGCCGCCCUCCUCCUCACUGGAUCUGAGUCGCGGCGCGCGAGGCAGCGCCGCCAGCGCCGCCGCCGCACCCGCCCUGCCCAACGGCAACAACAACCGCGGCUACGUCCUCUCCGGGCCCGGCGGCGUCGGCACGCUGGCGGGGAAGAACGUCAAGAGGCCGGGGCCGGCGCAGGACGGUCUGAACGCCUUCGUCGCCAAACACCUGCCCAACCUCGCCAUCACCUCCGACCCCCUCGGCUCCUCGUCGUCACCGUCGACGAAAACAACGACGGCAUCCCACCUCCUCCCCCCCUUCUCCGACGAACCCCCGCCCCACCUCCUCCUCCCCGCCGGACGGUCCGCCUCCGCGCACUUCGGCCCCUCGAGCGGCCACAACGGCGCCGGCGCCGGCAACAACGCCUUCGCCUUCGGGGGGAGCGGCGGCGCCACCACCACCAGCAACAACAGCAGCAGCAACCUCGAAGCCGUCGGCGGCGCGAUCGAAUCCUGGGUCCGCCGCCUGGCCUCCAAAGCCGCCCACCAAUUCCCGCCUUCCUCCUCCUCCGCCUCCCAAACCCACCCCCACCCCUCCUCCUCCCUGGGCCCCCGCGCCUCGGUCGGCGCCGAGGGCAAAGGCGUCGGCGGCGUCGGCGACCUGAUCGAGAUGACCGACGACCUCGAGCUCGGCGGCCCGCCCGGCGCGGGGUCCCGCGACGGGACGUCCCCCUUUGGGGAGGGAGAGACGGGGAGAGGGAGCGCGUUGGACGGUCGCGGGACCGCGGAGAGGACGUUCCGCGGGAGGAAGAGCGGCAAGGCGGAUUGA